AUGGCCAUCCAUUUUCAGCCCCUUACUCUGUCUUUGUUUUGGAUCGUGGUCUUUACCUUGACUGUAGUUGGGCAGCCUUUGACAGGUAAAGAUCUGGAGAUGUACAAUCUAGCUCAGACACGAUACUGGAUCGCAAGCGAGCAAAGCGUUGGCUUUUACCACCGACUUCAAUGGGAGCCAGAUCCGCAACAAGAGUGGCGAAAGGGCGCAAUGAAACGGAAAUGGUUUUCUCGAGCUGAGACAACAGGCGGUUUGCACGUGGGCUCAGGAACCGAUUGGUUAGGUCGCAAGGUGACCUAUUUUUCCACGUUCAUUCGACCCGACCUCAACGAUCCAUUGUCGAACCAGAUGCGUUUGCGCGCUUCUCUGCCCAUUGACGGUGGACAGCAGCCAAAGGAGGCGGCCAUCUUCUGGAAACACGUCGGUGGCUCUUUCACGCCGCUGAAAGUCGACUUUCUCACACACUUUGGCGCCAAUUACAAUCUCGAGUCCUUAAACGCUCUUCUCCAUCACCGUUUCGAAAAGGUACACCCGGUGGUGUGA
Molecule: messenger RNA, 543 nt
Organism: Mycosarcoma maydis (corn smut)
Lineage: Eukaryota; Fungi; Basidiomycota; Ustilaginomycetes; Ustilaginales
Exons: 1
Coding region: 1-543 (180 amino acids)
Source: RefSeq, a predicted model, not a curated record